UGUUGUGUGCAGAGCAAUCUUGUCAUUCUAUUAAGUCUCAACUAUUCUUUUUGUAACUUGUCUUCCUUUACAAAGGCACUGCAGAGGCUAAGAAGACGCAUGGAAAAUCUGAAGAAUCAUCAUUCAACUUGUGAGGCCAGAUUUGAAAAGGAAAUUAUAAAUCCAGAAGCUCAGGUUUGACAAUUGUUUAGAGUGAGGAUACUGGGGAUGGUUGAAUCGUUAUAAUAUCCUAUUGCCUAAUUUGCACAUGACUAAUAUCAUUUUAUUGUAUCCUUAGAUGUCAGACACUGAGGUUGCCAGUACCACUGAGGCUGCCAGUACCGCUGGGUCGAUAGUCCAUGUGUUGGAUGAUGCACCGCCAUUGAUCAGAACAGACAGCAUAUUCUUGACCAAAGCUAUGCUUGGAUACAAGACUGAUGACUCAAUAACCAGCAUUGACAACAGUGAAGAUGAUUAUGUCCCAAGGUCAUCAGAGGAAGACGAUUCCGAUGAAUUUUCAGAACCAAAGACAAGGGUGGACAGCAGUAAACACGAUGAUCUAGUCUCAGAGGGAGACAGUUCAGAUAAAUUAGCGGGUGUCAAGAGAAAGAAGCAAUACAAGAAGACUAUCAAGAGAUGCAGAAGUUCCUCAGAAGAAAACAGCUCAAAUGGAGAAUCAGAACUCAAGAGAAUGAAGCGAUACGAAAAUACUUAUAAGAGAUGUACUAGUUCCCCAAAGUCGAACACUAGCAGUGAAUCAUUGCUUGUAAUGAAUGUCUCAGAAGUAGAUGGAUCCAAAAAGUACCACCAAAAAAAGCACUUCUGUCUGUUUUGCGAGCAACCGCAAUCCAAAAUCGCCCGUCAUUUAGAACAUAAACAUGGGGAUGAAAUGGAAGUAGCUACUGCACUUCAGUUUGCAAAGAAGUCAAAAGCUAGGAGACUUCAGCUGAAUCUCCUUCGCAAGAAGGGGAAUCGGGCACACAACAUUCAGGCACUUAAAGAAGGAAAGGGGGUUUUGGUACCAUGUAAGCAAACAAGUGAUGACAAGAGCAAUCACCAGGACUAUCAGCAUUGUUUUGCCUGCCAUGGGCUCUUUAAACGCAAAUCUAUGUGGAGGCAUGUGGCAAGGUGCACACUAGCACAAAAUGUUCGUAAGGAGAUGCCUGGCAAAACCAGAAUCCAGGCACUCUGUGCUAGUGCUCAACCGGUUGCUAAAGGAGUCAGCGAGAAGGUCUGGAAACUGGUGAGUAACAUGGCUCAAGAUGAUGUAGCCCAUGCAGUAAAAGAAGACAGAUACAUCUUGGCAUUGGGUGAAAAAAUGUACAACAAGAAAGGGAGAACCCCUCACAACACCAGCACAUUCGUCAAACUUUGCGAGAACUAG
Messenger RNA from Coregonus clupeaformis (lake whitefish), 1363 nucleotides. RefSeq lists its product as uncharacterized. Bases 278 to 1363 code for a protein of 361 amino acids. The record is from RefSeq and is a predicted model, not a curated record. The transcript is spliced from 2 exons. NCBI's taxonomy places the organism in Eukaryota, Metazoa, Chordata, Actinopteri, Salmoniformes, Salmonidae.